AUGAAGGAAUUUGAAGCGCAAGGGGGCCUUUUCAUUGAAGAAGCGGACCCUGACGAGAUCGGCGUGGAGUAUUCCAGCCUGCCCAAGUUGCCUGCGAAGAAGAAGAGGAAGAAGGUGAAAACAAACGGACAGGGAGAAGAGGACUUGUCGAAAGAGAACGAACGUUUACGAAAGGAGUUGGAAGAACUCCGUGGCAAGACCCAAGUGCAAGAGGAGGAGCUGGCAUCCACGGAGCUGUCCGACUGGGCUCAGUUCGAACUACAUCCAAAGCUGAUGGUAGGACUGGCCAGGCAGAAGUUUCGAAGCCCGACACCAGUGCAGGUGCCAGUGACCAGAGAGUUGUGUUUUCUCAGGUUCGAGUCCAACAAGCUCACCUUUGCCACCGCAGAUGUUCUCUUUUGUCAAGCACCAGUGAGUGGUGACGGAGAUGGAGAUUUGGCGCAGAUUUUGAUCGCUAUCAGAGCUGCGGUGCAAAGGAAAGGAAAGAAGCGGCCUUUGGUCAGUGACCCACCGCCGUCUGCAUGGCCUCAGAAAGUUAGGAGGCGCUUGCGCUUCAAACAAGGUCCAAAUUUCAUUUGGAUGACCAAGGGAAUUGGUUGUUUGAAUGCCAACCUCAUGGCCGAAAUCUUAAGUUCGGCUGACCUGUCUACAAAGCUGUCGGCCAUGUGCGUCUCUCGUGGUCUUCGGGAAGUCCUGCAGUGCAGCAGUGCAUGGAAUCCUUUGGUGAUCAAUCAGGCAGAAUGCCGGGGCCUGCUGAAAUCUCUGCGGGCAUGCUAUUUUUCCCGCAAUUCUUCCAGACCAAAGUGGCACGAUCAGGUGUCUGCCAUUGAUGUACACUUAAUGGAUAUGGAACGGUCGGUUCAUGCUCAAAGCGAUACAGAAGAUGAUCAAGAGCGUCCGAUUUCCAUGGCCAUUGUAUCCCCCAUGAGGGAGUUUUCAAGAGGCUGGCGUUCUUUCGCGAAGGUGUCAGAGCUGACUAUUAGGAACAUUGAUUCCUUUUCAAUGGGUUAUGACUUCAUUCAUUUUCGAUGCACCAAAUUGGAGUCCUUUGGUUUUGUGAAGAUCCAGUACAAUGGGAAUAGAAGCUACAGUUUGGAAGCUGCACAGCGAGAGCCCCCGAUGGUGGACUGCUCAAUAGUGGCCUCAAUGAACUCUGCCAGAAUACCUGCAACGACUCGACUUCAAAGCACGACAAUUUCAGAACGUGAAGCUCUUUUCUUGCUGGAACAUCCAACAGCUUACAAGAACGGCAACAAUAUUUGUUUUAUUCAUGAAGUGAGCAUAUACAACUCCCAUUUGAUUCGCAAGCAAUACAAACCCCUGCUGGACUCUUUGAAAGAGCGCUUUCCAAGCAGUUUCAGGUAG
Messenger RNA from Cladocopium goreaui, 1365 nucleotides. The record is from the annotation of a GenBank genome assembly. Lineage: Eukaryota; Dinophyceae; Suessiales; Symbiodiniaceae.